AUGAGGAUCCGUGGAAGAAAAUCCUUUUCCGAUUCAAAUCACUGCUCCAUCUCUUCAUCUUCUUCCUCAUCCCAUCACUCAUCAUCAAUCACGGGGGCUCAUUCUCUGUCCUCCUCCCUGAGCUCGUCCGAUUCUUCCCCCGCGCGGCCGUUUACAUCGGCCGGAGGAUCGUCCGCGCAUCGGUGCCGCGGGCUCGAUCUGCUGGUGAAAGCGAUCCACCAGGUGGACGCCGGCUCGGCCGUCGGCGUGCCGUACAUACAGCGCCGGGUCACCAUCCGGCGGAGGAGAAGGCUGCGGAGAGAUCUGGAGUUUGGCGUCCUGGCCUUGGGCGAAUUCUUCAGGAUUAAUGGGAAUGGCACCCUCGGGUUCACCUUCGCUAACGUCACCGGAUUUUCCGUGCUCAACAAUAGAGGAACCUCCUUCCGCCAUGGCUGCCGCCACCUCCAAGCUCUGCUCCACCACCCUCCUCACCUUCUCCGCCUCUACCAUCAGCUCCCUCAACCGCCGCUCCACCUCCUCCACCGCCACAAAUUAACCUAUCCUCCGCCAUCUCCAUUCUCAGCGGGACAUCCUCCACCAACACCGCCUGGUAUAGCAGCCACAACAACAUCGGCACGCCCGCCAGCACCGCCUCCAGCAUCACCACAUGUGGGGCCCACAUCUCACCUCAAACUCUCGAAUUCAGUGGAUUCCCGAUCGAGCAACGGCGCCACCACGUCGAAAGGUGAGAAUGGCAGCAGGCCUGAGAAAUUGAGGAGCGUGUCCAUUUUUAUUGGAGGGCGUCGUCGGAAGGUGAUGGAGGGGACGGCGGUGGAUGUAAGCACGGGGGAGCCAAUGUUGAAGGAAAAAAGAGGGACGAUUUAA
Messenger RNA from Striga asiatica, 864 nucleotides. The record is from the annotation of a GenBank genome assembly. NCBI's taxonomy places the organism in Eukaryota, Viridiplantae, Streptophyta, Magnoliopsida, Lamiales, Orobanchaceae.